AUGAAGAAGUACACUUCUCUCCGGAGCUCUCGGUCGAAACAAUGGCAACCUAUACCCCUACGGCCUUUUUUUCUUCUCGCCUUCCUGGUCCUCGUGUUGAUCAUUAUAAUCGGGAUUCAGCUCUUGAUCACGCAACCUAUCCUGAUUGCUCCAGCUUUCCUGUUUGAAUAUAUCCCCACAACGGUCCCCGUUGUCUUGAGCCUAUUAUGGGCUUUCUCUGCGCAUGACUUCAAGCGCCUCGAGCCCUUCUUCCAGCUCUCCUCGCCCACAGGGGCCCUAGCAGAGGAUUCGUUGCUCUUGGACUAUUCUUACAUGUUCAUUCUUUCUGUCCCCGUCGUUUCCCUGCGCAAAGGCCACUAUGCCAUCUUCUUAUCUUCCAUCAUCAUGCUUCUUCUGACUACUCUCAUCACUCCCUUCUCCUCCGGCCUCUUCGACAUUAAAAAGGCUAAUGUGGAUGCUCCCGGCAAUGUCCCCUACCUUGACAUCAACCCUGAACCUGUUUUAAACUCGGCUGGGUUUGCACACUCCGUAUACGCCUACUCAUUUCUCAAUGGCACGCUCCCACCCUUUACGACACCCGAUUUUGCGCUAACGCCUUGGGUCGACGAGACCAACGCAAACUCAUCGUGGCAAGGGCAAUCGCGGAUGUACGAAUCGAAUUUCACCUGUGUACAGCCGACAUUGGACCCUUUUGAAGAUCCAGACUUUGGUCCCAUAGGGUAUAACGUCACGAAUAACGAUGGAAAGUCAGCUCUAUUCAUGUACCGCCCGGGUGGCUUCAACGACUCGGACGGGAUUUUACAAAAUACCUACGGAAACAUCUCAGAAGGGGUUGUGUUCAGUGUCAAUGAUUCCGUCAGCACCGCCAGCAUAGCUUGGGCUAUGAAGGAGGUCUCGGGAUCAGGCGAGGAGACUGUAUUGGGGUAUCUCCACAUUAUCGGGGCCCAGGAUCCUAAUCAUGAGUAUGAGGCUGCUGUGAACUUGAACGGUGAUGAUUGGACAGCGCUCUGGUGCGAGCCAACCUACUGGCAGCAGGAUGUGGAGGCCACCGUCUUGAUGCCCUCGGGAGAGGUGGUGUCGGCUAAGCGUACUGGCGAGGCGGUCGUGCUUGAUAACGCAAUCACGCGUCGGUUUGGAAAGGUGAUGCUGCUGGGCUCCUUGGGCGAUUCACCGAAUUACGACAACAUUACCCUCCGUGAGAUGAGCGAGAUCCCCGUGCGCUUUGGUGCAGAUACGAGGGAUCUUCCUGCAGUUCAAACCCACAUAAGACCGGGUGUAGAAGCAGCUGUAAGAGGGGCUAAACUAUACAGGGGAGGUACCAAGUACAAGCAGUUGGAUACGCUAAGGCACCUUUCCGCGCACGUGUUCAUCACCAUCAGCGAUAAGGAGACCGACAAGAGGUUUUGGAGAGAUCCAAAGAUGAUGGCACAGUACUACGAGCAGAAGUGGAAGACCAUGUUCGCAUUCGCCAUGACGCAGCAGAUGAUUCCUACUGAUGGGAAGGGUUCCAGGAGCGUCAUCAUCUCCAAGCCCAUUUCAGGAUGGAGAGUAAGUCCGGCGUGGGGAAGAGCCACUCAGGCGUCUUUUGGACUACUUGCAGUACUGGUUCUGGGACUGGUGAUGAUGGGUAUCUGGCAGGGGGGGCGGCGUAUUGAACUUGAUGGAGAACCUAAUAGUCUUUCCAACGCGAUGGGAAUGCUAGAUGGGAGUGGCAAAGGAAUAUCUGACCUGUUUCAUGGCCUCGAAUAUUCCGGCCCAACGAAAGUUGCGACAUCUCUGGAGCAGCGUGGACAUAAGUAUAAAUUGACGCUUGUGGAAGAGGUAGGACCAAGGCUAGAGAUCCUACCGCGAGGCGGGGAUAACAGCAAGCCAACCUCCACCGCCGAAGGAAAUCUUGGUUCCAAAUCACAGAGUGCGAUCUCAUCCUCGACAGCUUCCAAAGAGCCCAGCGGUGUACAGAGCCCUCUUUUGCCAUCCUUAGACCCCUCGUGUCCUAGAGAGACUUUCAAGCCUGAGAAGAACUGGAUCCUUCUCCGCCCAGUGGGACUGUUUUUGAUCCUUUUUUUCUGUUCCGUAACUGGGGCUAUGGUUUUUCUCUAUGUCUAUGACAUCAACCACCAAGGGCUCCCCACCGUCUACCCCAUUGACUCAUUCGGAUUCAAGUUGAUAUACUCAUACAUCCCCACUGUGCUCGCCACUGGUAUUGAGCCCAUCAUGAUUGCCCUGGGUACAUACCAUUGCAUGGUUGCACCUUAUAAACGUCUUAGCCGCCCAAAGAACAGGGCUGAUACUUCCCUGGCCCUCAGCCUGGACUUUGAUCGCUCACCACCGCAGUUUCAGCUCCUGCGAGCCAUUAGAUCUCGGGAUGCGCAAGUUGGAGCCCUUGCCUUAGCUAUCCUUGUGGUGAACCUCCUGGCGAUAACCUUUGGGUCUCUAUUCUUUGUCUCGACGGACGCAGUACGCACUUCGGAAGUGCCAGUAACGGUUUGGGACAUGCCCAAGUCUCUGGAAAGGUUCCCAGCCCUUGCUGGUGACGUUUACCUUAGUCUAUCGGCAACUCUGUCCAACAAGACCGGAAACAGAUACACCCAAGACAACCCCCUGUUCUACAUACCUCCAAUGUCCUUCGACAACGGUCAGAGCUACGAUCCCAGAAAACAAUACGCAUUGGAACAGCUCACCCACAGCCAGGCCCCCGCUGGUGAGAUAGAAUGGAGUUCUCUUGUAUUUGGAAGCGAUGUGAAAUGCGUCCUUAUUCCCCAGGAAGCCAUACGGUCGUCGUGUACUAACGGCAUGCUCGAAACUAUCAGUUGCGGGGAGCCGCUGCCAUCUAAUAUCAGUGGGACCUUUACUGCACAAGUAGAAGUCGCCUUUUCGGGCGGAGAGGUAUCAUGGGGAAGGGGCACGCCCGACAAGUGGUAUUUCAGUGGCAUGAGCACUGAUGCUUUUGUCUAUUUAAAUACGCUUACCGCUUCCUCUUUUCUGGUAGGGUGGUCUGAAAUGCCAGCCGACCCUAAGCCCAGAAGUGACGUUUUCCCUUCCACCCAGCUCCCCAGGAUAGAUACCGUUGCCUUGUACUGUGAUUCACACUUCAAGGUUGGAUCGGUUACUGCCUCAUUGAACACUGCCAACGGGGUCAUUAAAACCUCCGAUGUCGUGUUUCCUCUUCAGUACGAAAACAACGGCUCCGCCAUUGAGAUGAUCCUUGGCUUUCAUGUUGACAUCGAGCACGGCGAAGGCAAAAACUACUGGGCCCUUAUCGAUGGGGAUAGAAGUCUCAUGUGGUUUAACUUGAUCAUGGCAAGGUUAUACCCAAACCUUGUUAGAACUAACCUGGUUAACGAUACUCACAUCCCCUCUACCGAUCAACUCGUUGAAGCCUUCGAAAACGUCUAUAACCGUCUGUUUGCGCAGAGUCUGCAAAUGUACAGUGAUAACGUCUUUGCGAAUGUCACGACUAAGGAUAUCACCGCUGUGUUCCGGACGAAAGAGCCCCGUGUGAGAGUUUCCACAAGCAUGUUUAUCGUAUCCUGCGCGGUGAUGUUCUACCUCAUCCUGGUACUUUUGGCGUUAUACUGCACGCCCCAGGCAAACGAUUACUACCAGAACUACGUACCGACAAGUUUGGCGUUGAUGUGGACAUUGUUAUAUGCGAGUACCGCCAAGGAUGACUGCGCACAGCUUCGGGGUAGCAAUCCGGAGGAGCGCGCAAGGCAGUUAGUAGAGCUGGGAAAUACGUAUUCCUUAGGGGAGUUCUUGGGAAAUGACGGUCGAACUCAUUGGGGUGUUUCUAAGGCGGUGAAGCCAAAGGAUACUUUUACAGACGCGAAAAAGGGUUGA
Morchella importuna is the source of this 3840-nucleotide messenger RNA. RefSeq lists its product as uncharacterized. NCBI's taxonomy places the organism in Eukaryota, Fungi, Ascomycota, Pezizomycetes, Pezizales, Morchellaceae. Bases 1 to 3840 code for a protein of 1279 amino acids. The transcript is spliced from 3 exons. The record is from RefSeq and is a predicted model, not a curated record.